UAUAAUUAUGGAGGCUGAGAAGUCCAGGGUUGAAGAGCUGCAUCUGGUGAGGCCCUUCUUGCUGGUGGGGACUCUGCACAGAGUCCCGAGGUGGCGCAGGGCAUCAUAUGGCGAGGGGGCUGAGCGUGCUGGUUCAGGUCUCUCUUCCUCUUCUUAUAAAGCCAUGAUUUCCCCUCCCAUGAUAAUCCAUUAAUCCAUGAAUGGGUUAAUCCAUUCCUGAGGUCUCUGCAUCUUAAAGACCUUACUUUUCAAUACUGCCACGUUGAGAAUUAGGUUUCAACGUGAGUUUUGGAGGGAAUGUUCAAACCACAGGACCAUACCUGCUUUGUGUGUUUAUGUGUACUAUUUAAUUCUCUGACCAAGGAAGGUGCUGCUCUCCUUACUUUGUGGAUGAGGAAACUGAGGCACAGUAUGUUCAUCUCAUUUGUCCAAAGCCACACAGCUAAUCUAAGGCUUAAAUAGGUCAGGCUCUUACUGCUUUGCAAACAGACCCAAGUCACAUGUCUGCUGCACUGGUUGGGGUACAGCGGGAAUGUUAUAGUCUGGAGUGGAUGAUUGGGGGCCAGGGUCAGAAUCAUGGAAGGCAUCAAGUUUUGGGGGCACUGCCAUCUUCCCCAGUAACUUCCAAGUUGGUCAGGGUAAUAGGUGUUGCCCUUGUACUACAGUAAUGAGAGAAGGUCGUGGAAGAAGGUGUGGGGAGCUCCAGAGGCCUUUGCUGUUCUUUCAUUUAAGAAAGAAAGAAAAGCUAGUAUAAUCUUGGAGUGAGAAAGGCAGUUUCUAAACAGAAAAAUAUGAAACAUGUUUCAAAUAAAAAUAUCUACAGAUAAGAAUUUAUUUUUAAAAAUUCACAUGUACCGAAAGCUUACCCAAAAUUCUAAAAGGACCAGCUGAGAAAAUGUAUCAAUGCAUACUUACAGGGUUUACAUGCAUCAGUAUGAAGUUACAGGGUUUAGAUCCAUGAAAAUGUACUUGCAUGCUCUAGAUGCAUCAAAGUGUACUUGCAGGAUUUAGAUGCAUCAAAGUGUAGUUGCAGGGUUUAGAUGCAUCAAAGUGUACUUGUGGGGUUUAAAUACAUCAAAGCAUACUUGCAGGGUUUAGAUGCAUCAGUGUGUACUUGCAUGGUUUACUUGCAUCAGUGUGUACUUGCAGGGUCUAGAUCCAUCAACGUGUACUUGCAGGGUUUAGAUGCAUCAGUAUGUCCUUGCAGGGUUUACAUGCAUCAUCAGUGCUGUGCUUGCAGGCUUUAGAUCAUGUGUUCAUGUUAUCUGUAUGCCCACGCUUAAGAGAUAAGCACAGGUGGGCAUUGCUGCUCCCUUCUGAACUGACCCUACUUUAACUCCAGCCUCCCCAUUCUGCCUCCACAGCUUCCCCUACUCUUUCUCAGUAAAACACUCAGGAGAAUCAUCUACCUUCGUUGUGCCAUUCCUCACCUUCUAUUCAUCCUUUUUGAAAAAGUAAUACAUUUUAAUUGUGAAACACUUCAAGCACUCAGACAAUACAGAACCCACUGCUUCUGGAAUGCCCUCCUCUUUGGUUUAACUUCCUUCUUCCUGAAGCAAAUGCUUUAGGAUGCUGGUUCUCAAAAUUUUUGAGGUCAGGUUUCCUUACAUUCUUAAAAAUUAUCGUAGUGCCAAAAGAGCUUUACUUUGUGAGGUAUAUCUGUUAAUAUUUACUGCUUGGGUAAUUAAUACUGAGAAUUUAUAAAAUAAUAAUUUUAAAAUUACGAUUAUAAACCUAUUACGUGUAAACAUAGAUAAGCUUUUAUGAAAAUUUUUUCAAAAAAAAAUCAUGAAAAGGGUGGCAUUGUUUUAUGUUUUCGUAAAUUUUGACUGGCUUAAUAGAAGACAGCUGGAAUUUCUUAGCUGCCCCACAAUCCAUGUAUUGGGGUGUGUUGUUUCAGUUGUAGUGAGAGAAGCAAGUCUAACCUUAUACAGGUAGUUGGAAAAGGGAGGAGUAUUUCAGUUGACUUUUCAGGUAAUUGUGGAUAUCUCUGACACUACAUCUGAAUUCAACAACAGGCAGUUUCUUAAAAUUAGUUGCCACAUGGAAUCUGAAACCACAGUGAUAAACUUUUCAUACCCCAUUACAUUACAGUCCUUUGCCAUGUCUUGCACUUAUCUACAGAUGAUCUAUAACAUGAUACACUGAUCGCUGGGAAAAUAGUGGUCCCUUGACUUAGGUAUCUUCUAAGCAUUGUCACAUUUCAUUACACACUCUUAGAAAAUCACAUUCAUUAAUACCACCACCAGUCUCAUCAGAAAAGUCUCUGAGUAUCGGGAAAAGUUAGAUUCACAGUAGUAGAUACAAGAAGUUUCAUGGGGAAGCUCAAAUUUUAUCAUCAACAAUAAAAUACUAUUGGGAUUCUCUUUGAAGUGACAGGCUCACUACAUUCAUUUUCAAGAGGAUGCUUGCCAGAUACCAGUGUCUGAAAAAUGAUAGUUUUCAGUUAUUCUUUCAAACCCUGCAAGUAUGCUUUGAUAAAUAGAAGGUGAGGAAAAUGAUGUUUCAUGGCAAUGCAGCUAGUUCAUGGUGUAACUCAGGCAAUCAUACAGGUGCUGUGUCUCAGGACCUCCAUCACUCUUUGGCAUAGAGCAGAGAUACUUAGAAUAUCAGGAACACUUACACACAAGGGUUGCUAGUUAAUACAAUUAAUACUUUUCACUGCUUCAUCGAUAUUCUUAAACUGUUUUCUGUUUCUGUUUGGGUUUUGUUCUUUGGCUUUUGUAAGUUUGAGUGUUUGAUGGUGAAGAAUAUGAAGGCUACUGGCCCAGUGGAUGCUAUUGCCUUAAUUUGUGCAACUUUUCCCAUUGCUUCAAUACCACGAGUGUUAACACAACAAAAGGCAGAUCUCUCCUUAGAAUGAUCAUUGAAUGGUCGUGAAAAUAGUCUUGACCUUUUGGAUCAAGGAACCCCAAACCUCUGCUUUGGGAUUCCUGCAUGACAUUAAAAGGUAUGCCCCUAGAUGGAGGAGAGAUUGCCCACUCCACACUCCUUCAACAGCAAGUAUUGAUGUUAAGCUCUGAUUUUCCAUUUCUUCUGGUUUCUAACAGCUGAUAAAUUCUUUCCUUUGUUGCCAGUCUUCUUUAAGCAUUCUUUUCCCUUGACCUCCAGAAUGCCACCACUUUUUGGUUUCUUCCCAGCUCAUGGCUGUUACCUUCCCUUCUCCUUGCUGGUUUGUGGUAUUUCCUUUUCUAUCUGACCCUUAAAUGCGGGACGUCACAAAGGCUCAGCCCUGAGUUGUGUUCUGUUUUAACUCAGCUCUUGUUGGGUGGUCUCAAGUUCCAUGGCUUUAAAUACCAGUUUUGUGCAGGUUCCCCAAGCUACACCUCCAGCUCAGAACGUUCUGCUGAGCUCCAGUUCAGUGUACUAGUUGCCCAGUUGAUGUCUCCACGGUUUCCACAGGGACCUCUGAUCCUGCUGUCAGCCAAGCUCUUCCUCCAGGCCUCCUCUUUUUAGAAGUGGCAUCUCUAAUACUGAGAUGAUCAGAACAUUUGAAGUCUUGUUUGAUACCUUACUCUCUCUCUCCCUACAAGCCAAUCAGCCAUGAAGUCAUGAGAAGUUAUUCACCAAAUUACUUUCUUUCCAUCAUCAUUGCCGAUCUGCUGCUUCCUCUCCUGGGUCCCAGAGCCUCUGGCCAGUACUGCUGCCGCCACCUUUCACCAGGCCUGCAGGGUCACCUACACCAUCUCCUGUGCCCCUGCGUGGGGCUGUCCCUGCUCACCACCCCUCAGGGCCUCCCACUUUUGUUCCUGUGAAUCCCAGCAUCUGCCUGUGGCUACAGGCCCCUGCCUAGUUUGGCUUGUCCUUGGCUUUCUGACCUCAGUUUGUGUCUCAGAUCCAAGCACAUUGACCUCUGCUGUAUUCAGGCAACAGACCUGGUCUUUUGCCACCUCUGGGUUUUCCAGGACUGGUUAUGCUCUUCCUGCGGUGUUCCUUUAGGUCCAGUUUAGAGACCGGGAUUCCCUCCUCCCAGCUGCUUCUGCACACGCCCUGUUGAUGGCUGUCUCAUAUUACCCUGGGCACCUCCCUCAGUACCACAGACCCUUUGCAUUAUCAGCUACCCUGCCAGGUUCCCCUGCAACGUGAGCCCAUGCCAGCAGCCCCUGCCUGUUCACAGCAGCAUGGAGGGGUUGUGUCACUGCGCGUCAUGUCCGAGGGCACCCCUGCGGAGCACCUACCAGUCUGUUAGAAAAACCUAUUCCCUUACAUGACCGAAGGACUGGGAUGAACAGUUCAUAAAAGAAAAACAAAAGUGAGCAACAAGCUUUAUAACUGUGUUCCGUUCUCACUAGCAAUUGAUUUCAGGAAAACCACUUGGCAGUAUCACCAAGAUCCUGAAAUCUAAUACUCAGUCUCGCACGAUUCCACGUUUCAGAAUCUUUCUGAUGGAAAUGGCUAAAGAUAGGAUACAGAUUUAUAUGUGAGGAUAUUUUUCUGAUAAUAUGUAAAAUCAGCCAUUUUCAUUGGAAGCAGUGAAAAUGUCUCUGAAUAGGAUGAUGGUGAAAUCAGUUAGUGAUGGGUGAAAUGAGUGGCUUUGUGUGGCUCGAGCAGAGAUGGUGUCCCUGAGGCUGCAAUCACUAUGUCAGGUCCAGCCAUAGGGGGCAUUGGAUGCCAGGUGAGCAGUCAGAACAGGUGUGACUGUCAGAAUUUAAGGAGAGGUGCCAGCUGAGCCUGGGAUGUGCAUUACCUUUGAAGAUAUAUAUACUGGUGCAGUCAGGUUUCAAAAUAUGUUUGCAUGAAUGAGAUUGCAAAACUUAAUGGUUAAUACAACCUUGGAUUCUGAUAGGGUGUAGCGGGGAUGGCUCCUGUGUGGUCCGUGAUGUCUGGGACCCCAGCUGAGAAGCCUUGAAGACUGGGGCUGGACUCAUGCAGAGGCUUAUUCUGGAGCUGGGUCUGGAUGACUCAAAGAUGGGGACUGCUGACUGGAGUGCUCACAUGUGGCCUCUACACGUGGCUUGGCUUCCUCACAGCAUGCUGACCUCAGGGUCAUUCUUACAUGGAGCUUCAGGACUCCAAGUGUACAUGUUCUAGCGAACGAGGCUGCAUCACCCAUCCUUAGCAGUCACACUACGUCCGAUCUCCUGUAUUCUAUUGAUCCUUAGCAGUCCUGAGCCCACUGAGAAGCCAGGGUGUAGGUCACAGACCGCCUCCUCUCACUGCAAGGGCUGACAAGGUCACAUUGUGGAAGAGACACAUUGCUGUGACCAUCUUUAGAAAACACAGCUUGCCACAAGGGCCAUUAACUAAAAACAAGAGGCCGAUACAUAAACUCGGUUUUUAAAUUUGCCAUUCAAAAUAUAACUGCUCAGUACAUCAAGAAUAUUUGUACCUACAGUCACUGUAUUCCUUCCCCUGUGGAAAAUUGACAGAAGCCGUUGACUUUUUAGAACAUGAGUGUGCAAGACAUUGAAUGGCGGUGGCUGGCAUCUCCAACCGUCAGAUCCAACGACAGCCCUCUUUUCUGUAGAGAUGUACUUGGCAAGCAAACUUAAUGGAAUACUCAGAGGCUCCCUUUGCCCUUUCUUCAAUACAGAAGGCAAUCUGAGAAGCUCUUUCUUGCUUCUUGAUCUUAUUAAAGAAGAUCUCUUUCGGUAAGUCAUUUUAGCUCAUCUUUUCUCCCCAUAUGCUGUACUUCAGUAGUUGACUUUCUGUGAGAAAUCCCUCAUUAGUGUCUUUCUCAGGUGGUGGUGUCUUCAAGAACCACUGAGUGCUGGGGCUGCGGCACCCACAGAUCCGGAGUCAGGUAGCCACCUUCCCACAGCUCCCACCGGCUCCUGCCGGCACCUCUAAGUACUGAAUAGAGUGCCCGCCUGCCUGUCAGUGAGGCUUGAUUUAGGGUUUUUUGUACUUUUUAAAUUUUAAAUCAAAAAUUGUAAAGUUGAUUUUCUCCUCUUAAUUUCCAAAAGACAGCCAUUUCUUAACCUUGUAGAAGCCCCAUUUUAAAAAUGCAUAUAUACAUGUAAAUAAAAUACAAGCUAGUUUGAAUGUUAAGUGUUUAUUGUGUGUGUUACUAGAAGUGAAGAAAACAGCGGGAAAUCUCUUGAGGUGAGUGAAAUUGGUGCAUGGCUGCUUUAUUUUUAGGUGAUUUUUAUAAACCAGAGGGGCAGAUACUACAGAAAGAGUCGUUUCCUGACAGCUGACAUGGCUGGCCUGUCUGCUUCUGCCAUCCUUGCUGGUUAAUCACCCCAGGCACUCUCUUCUUGGUUUGAGGAUGACACGCCCCCUCCUCGGAGGGAGCAGAUCCCAGCACUUCAUCCUGGACUGGGUUGUGAAGGCUUCUGGGGUGCACUGAGAAGACUCCAAAAGCCCUUGAAGCAGUCAGGAUGUGUGAUUCCAAAUCACAGGUUGAGGUCGACAAGAACCUUGGAGAGAGUGAGUUCCAAAUCCCCAUCUUACUGACAACAGAUCCAGGAGGACCAAGGCCUUCCUUGGUGCAUGGUACCCUCUGCACCCACAUCCUCCUCUAUUUCCCUCCACCCACUCCCAGGCCCCCAGAGUGGCCCAGGAAGAAGACUCUGGUGUCCAGAGCCUAACAGGGACAACCUGAGCCGAUGUUCAGGAAUUUGCGCUGGAAGCCAGAAGCUGUGUUGUACAAGGAAAACGGUACAUUGAGAUCCUUUCCCAGACUCUCAGACCCAGACUUUUUUCAACACACAAAGGCCACGGAAAGGAGAUUUCUUCUUCUACCUGCUUUUUUACUGUCAAUUACCUUGUACACAGAAACGGUGCAUUGUUUUUCUUGUAAAGUAAAUGCUGUUUAUAUGAAAUAAUUUGCUCUGUUACACCAACAGGAUGGUUCUAAUGUAACAGGUUGGCAGUGUGAGAAACAGAGGUUUCUCCUGUAGCCUCUAAGAAUGUGGAUAAAAAGCACAUGUUGCCUGGCUGCCUUCCAGUGAAAGUUUAAAUCAGUGAAGCGUACUUUUCAGAUUGCAUUAGUGCCAGCAUGAUGAUUUCUCAGGAGAGCUGUUUUUCAGAGUUCUGAGCCCAGUUUUUGUUUUGGGUGAUAAUGCCAUAAAGGAAAUGGAACCCAGGGACUCCAGGGGGUGCCCUCAGCCGUUUGGUUGAAUAGGGCGCCUGGGUGAGGAAUGGGCAGUCUUAACUCUGGAGAAGAAUUCUGGAAGAGAGUUACAGAGAGAAGACAGUCUUCUAAAACGUAACCCAAGCUCUGCGGUGGAAAUGGAGUGUUUAGAUAUAUUAAAAAUUCCUAAAAUAGUGUUUCACAUUCAUCAAGUAGAGUUUAUCCAUUCAAGAUGUAGCUGUUCCCCAAGCUUCCAUUUCUGUUUAGUUUUCCUUCCACAGUGCUGAAAUAUUGCAUUUUUACCCCAAGAAUUCAUGUCUGCAUUGAUCUGCAUUCCAUUGAUCAUGUUUGAAUCAUUAAAGGGAAUAGUGAAGACAUUAUACGUGAUGGUGGGGCUGAGAGUAGGGAAAAGAAGAGCAGAGAAAUAAAUGAAUCCCCCACCCAUGGGUGUGUGCAUAUGUGUGUGUGUGUGUGUGUGUGUGUGUGUGUGAGAGAGAGAGAGAGAGAGAGAGAGAGAUACAUCUUGUUGACUUUUUCAAAGAAUUAAUUUCACCUUUUACUAAUGUCCCUUGGCUAAGGAGAGGCUUUUCUGCCCAGGCAGACACUCCACAAAUCCACACAAAUACUCAAACACUUGGCAGCCUGCAGACCAGCACCUGCGGCAUUGGAGUGGGCGUCCUAAACACCAGGGCUGCCUCCCGAGGGACAGAGCCCCCUUCCAUGCCACUGUGUGCGUUGUAUGUAGUUCAGGGCAUUGGUCAACUAGAGCAUGUGCUAUUUCGUUAGGUAAAUGGAAAUGUGUUUCCAUCUGUCUUUCCUUUGGAUAUAUAAUUUGCAGUGAGUGAGUGAGUUCGCUGUUCCUGGUCCUUCCCAUCACUGAGGGAUCCAGAUGGAAUCUCCCAGCUGCACCCCAUGGUAUAUUUCUCCUCACCUGUUAUCUCUCUCUGUGGUUUUAUCUGUGAAGAUUAUUGCUACAAAGUGACCAGUCAGAGCCAUCCCUGCUGACCCCCGGAAUUCCUGCAGAACAGCCUUGUAGACAAGGUAUGGGCUGUUGAGUUCCUUGGGUGUGGUAUUUGUACCCCUCUCUCUAUGCAUAUUGGCUCUUGUCCUCAGAAUUACUCACUGCACAUUCGGCCAUUCCCAUGGUGCUGAUGACUGGGCAGAUCAAUCCCCUAGCCCAGGCCUCUUCUGGAGACUGAUACCCCUAGAUCCCGCUGUCCCACACAUGGCCAGCCACCAGAACUGUGUCCAAGAGCCGCUCCGUUUCCUCCCAUCAGUCCAUCAUUUCCACCUGUGUCGCCCGCUGUGCCCAUCCUCUCCCUCACUGCCCUCUGCUACUGUCUUGGGUGCUUGCAAACGCUGCAGCCGCUUGUGUUCUUUGCUGUUAAUUCUGCAGCCGCCCCCUCGCCAGGCUCUGCCUUCAGCCUCUUUGCACACAGCUUUCAGUGUUUGUGGGCUGCCCCCAGAACUCCCUCACUUAGCGCCGUUUAGGCAGAACCCACGCAUCCACCUACUCUGGGGGCUGCCAUGAGAUCCGACAUGGAAGCCCCCGCCUGGCUGCCUGGGGGCCUGGGCUGAGGGUGGAGGGCGGGGAGCCUGCAGGAGCACCCCAGCCUCUGCACUGCCCUCCCCACACACUGCCUGCUCUGUGCUGGUGCCCGCAGCCCAGCCACCUUCACGGGGUGAAAAAGGAGGACCUCCCUCCAUUUUCUGUCCAUCCUGAGUGCCAGAUCUGACUCAAGAUCCUGGCAACCCGCAGGUCAUCCAGGUCCACACGCAGGUCCUCACGCCCACGGGUGAGGAGCACAUUGCAUUAGGGUUCAGCAUUGACCAUUUGGAUAACCUUGAACCAGAGAGUUCCAGUCAUUGGGGUACGAUAGACUGAAUGUUUGUGUCCCUCUCAACCUAACCCCCAAGGUGAUGGGAUUGGGAAGUGAGCCCUUAGGGAGGUGAUUAGGUCAUGAGGAAUGGGAUUAGUGCCCUUGUAAGAGAUGCCUGAGAGAGACCCCUUGCCAAAAGGCUGUCACGUGAGGAUGCAGGGAGAAGUCACCAUGUACCAACCAGGAGCAGGGCCCUGGUCAGACUCACUCAGCCAGCCCCUGAUCUUGGACUCCCCAGCCUCCAGAACCGUGAGAAAUGAAUGCCUGUUGUUUAUGAGCCGCCCAGUUUAUAGUAUCGGGUUACAGCUGUCCAAAUGCACUGAGGUAGGGGGCAGGUGGCCUUGUAACAAAAUGUUCCAUUUUAUAAAAGUAUUAAUGAUAGGAACCUAUUAAAUAGCAAGACUCCCUAGUAUGCAUUUAAAGCCCAAUUUUACUUACGAGCAAAUGCCCACUUUCAGGGACAAACUAACAUGAGCAGUUCAGCCCACACCCCUGAGGAGUGUUGUAAGGCCCCCGGUUCCUUCAGACCCUGGCAGUCACAGUGCACUGCAAAGCUGUUGACACACAGGCAUGCACUGUUUUCCUCAGUAUUCCUAAGUCUUGGGGUCUUUGCCUUUAAUUGGGUUGUAGCUUUAGUAGAGGAAGGUAGGUCUCCACUGAAUUGGAUGUCCCUGUCUCCACAUACCUGAGGCUGAAUGCAAGGAAAAGCCAACCUCAUUAGGACAGGGCAGCCUCACUUCUUACCAAGGAAGGAGAGAAUGGGGAGGGGCCACAUGCUGUCAGAUCUCCAGUCACACUACAGGUUGCAAGCAGCCCCUGUCCCUUGCUCCCACUCUCCCCGCAGAUUCUGGCAGCCGCCAUCCAGGAGAUAACACGGAGAAAGAAGACCCAACCAGAAAGUCACACCAAGGGCUUGGCCCUUCGGAGCAGUCCCACAAAGCCCAAGUGGUUGGGAAGUACAUGUGUCGCUAUCUGCAAGUCCCACACUGGAAGUGUUAUAUGGAAUAAACUGAAGACACAGCCAGGCCAUGUGCCAGGCCCUACUGGGAGCGGCACCAGGUGCUAAGGGGACCUGACCUGGGGCAGCUGUUAGGGGCAGCCUGGAGCAUAGGCCCAGAAUGCGCCUCCCCUCUCCCUGCACAGUGACGGGGCGCUUCUGCAGUGUGCGGACAGGUGCAGGUGGCUGCAUGGCGGUGGCACUCUGUCCCUGCACGGUGACCAGGCGCUUCUGCAGUGUGCGGACAGGUGCAGGUGGCUGCGUGGCAGUGGCACUCUGUCCUUGUACUCUCCCCUGUGUGUCUUUCCCUGGAAAUGUUCAUCAGGGGUGUGUGUGUGUGUGUGUGUGUGUGUGUGUGUGUGUGUGUGUGUUUAACCUCAGAUAUUAAUUUGGUGACUUCUGGACUGAAAUUGAGCUUUGAAUGCACUGCUGCUGGAAAUCAAACAAUGAAUUUGAGAACUCAAGGCUCUCCCCUGGAUGUGGUUUGGCUUUUCCAGCCGCAGGUUCAGCUGAUUCAGAGCCUGUCCUGAGGGAUACACCCACAUUCUUCCCUUUCCCACCUCCUGCCCCUGCUACCUUGCCCAUGUCUACACUCAUUCCUUCAGAUGUCCAGGAGCAAAUCUCUUCCCCUUAAACUACAGGCCCAUUCAGUAGUACUGGGUUAGGAGAGUAGUACCCUCUGUGGGAAAACAGAUCACGUUUUGUUGCUUAAAAAAAUCGACUUUGAAGAGUAUUUUCCCCCUAGAUAUCUGCACAGUUGAUCUUCAAGCUUUUGCACAAAUGUCAUCUCAAUGAGUCUCUUCAGUUUUACAACCCAGUCUCCAGACACCCCGUCCUGCCCAGCAAGCCAAGUCUUCUGUUGUAGUCACAGGACUUGCAGACUCAUAACCUAUUGUUUAAUUUACUUAUUUUUUUCUCUGUUCUUAUUGGAAUAUAAACUCCACAAAGGCAGAGGUUUUCAUCCACUGGUAUGUGCUGAGCACCUAAAAUAAUCCUCAUUACAUGAUUAUUCAUUGAAUGAAUAUGUGGCUUUUGUUAUUUUUAAAUGAAUCUACAGUGUUGGUCUUAAAACUAACUGCCUUGGGUCUGUAUAUUUUGGCAUUUUAUUUUCUUAAGCAGCUGAGUCUUUCAAGAAGCAGAUAAAGAUGAUUAGUGUAGAAGUGAAACUCUGUAAAACUUUGGAAUGGGUAAGUGCUGAAGAGAGGGGAGGAGUGUGUGUGUGUGUGUGUGUGUGUAAAUGCGCGGACAUGUGAGCGUACACACGUACAUGCAUAGGUCAGAGGAGAGGAUAACGUGUUUGGAUGUGAUGUUGUGUCUCUUUUUGCAGUAGUAUCACCUUUUUUUAGCUGUCUUUUCAAUCCAAACUUUUCCACCGAGAAGGCACUGAGUCGUUCUUGCCUGACGAGGUGACCCAACCCCUCACGAGAAGGCCACGACAGCGUCACAAUCUGCUUGGGUGGUCUGUGGAUCCCCUGGGGUCGUUGACUCUUAAUUUUAAAAGACAAGGGUUAUAAGCUUUUGCUGUUUCGGUGAAAAUAUAUCUUCCUUUCCUAAAUUAAGGGAAACGUAAGUGGCUGGUAGUGUUUCCCAGACAACUGAGAUCAUGUUUGAAGCCUCGAUAAAAAGUGUGCAGAAAAAUCUCUGGAUGUGGCACGGAAACUGAUGUUGCUGUAAUCAGCAACUAGCAGGGGAUAUCUGAGAUCCCCCUCUGGAGACGCACCUGACUGCAUUUACGUGUCUGGUACUAACAUGUCCUCAUUAACAGAGCGUGCUGGAGCUGGAGCUGGAGCUGGAGCUUUGUUUCAGAGCGGCAUGUUCAAGCCAGAAUGUUUCAUGGCAGGCAGAUAGUCAUUCACUUUCCUUUUGGGCUGGUCUUUCAAAGUUCCCUUUUUCUCCUCCACAGAGGACAGUAUUUUCCAAGGCGUUCGAGUGUUUUGGUGGUAAAACAUUUUAAAGCAGUCUAAAGGGGUCAUGAAGAGCCAGCAGGAGGCCCCUAGGUGCAAGGUGUGGGAUGAUCGCGGGGCUGGUUAUGGAGCUGUCCCUGGGCUGACUCUGACUCGGCUGGCAGUGGGCAGCCUGCCCCAGCCUGUUCCUGGGCUGCAGAGAGCACCUUGCUCAUCGGAAUUUGCCGCUGUCCCAUGGUUUUUUGUAUGGCCCAGGAAACCGCCUCGAUUCUGGACAUGGAGCUCCACUGAGAGGACUUUAUUUGGGAAGGAACAGAAGCCUCUCAGACUCUUCUCUCAUAGUGCAUGGCUGCGUGGCUGCUCUGGGCGUGUCUUCAGAUAGCCUGGAUUUUACUUUUUACCCACGAUGCCAUUAACUUCAUUUCAAUGACUGAUAAAGUGUUCUUCUUGACAAACAGUGCAUUUGCUGAUAAUUAUUUCUUUUUGUUGUCAAUUUUAAAGGUGCUGCUCGACAGAUUGUGAGCCGAUUAUAAAUUGCCUCUCCCCACCUCCCACCAUCUCAUUCACUGCUUGUAUGACAUGUUAAACUGUUUUGAGGAGUGGAGCAUUUACAUAAGCGUCUGUUGAUCGACUGCAAAUGUAGUUCUCAGGUGCUGUGGUCUCACCUUCCACUGGGGCAACAAUGGGCCAUUUCCAGCAGGGACGGUGCGACGUUGGCCUGCAUGCCUGACUGCCACACACCUCCAGAAUCAGGUGUCUGAAAAGUGGCAGUGACAAAAGAAGAGACUCUCCCGGCCGAAGCCCCGGUGCAUGGAGAGAAGGAAGAAAUCAAUUUCCUAAUUGGUACCAUAUACAUCAGAUGGAUGGUUUCUAGUGUGCUUCCAAACCCCACCUCGGCUGAGUGUUGGGCAGCACUUCUACAUGAUCCUAUGACUCUUGAUAUGGACGCAGUCCUGUCAGACUUUGUUCGGUCCACAGGGGCAGAACCUGGUCUGGCCAGAGACCUGCUGGAAGGCAAAAACUGGGACCUGACAGCCGCUCUGAGCGACUAUGAGCAGCUCCGCCAGGUGCACACAGCCAAUCUGCCGCAUGUGUUCAACGAAGGGAGGGGUCCCAAGCAGCCAGAGCGAGAGCCACAGCCCGGGCACAAGGUGGAGCGGCCCUGCCUGCAGAGGCAGGACGACAUUGCCCAAGGUACCACUGAGGGACUGAGCCUGGGCACAGCUGCCCAGGCCAGUGCACCGCAGCUCGCAGAAAAGCGACUUUCCCGGGGGAUUUCCCACGCCAGCUCAGCCAUCGUCUCCCUGGCCCGGUCCCACGUGGCAAGUGAAUGCAACAACGAGCAGUUCCCCCUGGAGAUGCCAAUCUACACAUUCCAGUUGCCAGACCUGAGCGUGUACAGUGAGGAUUUCAGGAGCUUCAUCGAGCGGGACUUGAUCGAGCAGGCAACGAUGGUGGCUUUGGAGCAGGCAGGUCGCCUGAACUGGUGGUCCACUGUGUGCACAAGCUGUAAACGGCUUCUUCCUCUGGCCACGACAGGGGAUGGGAACUGCCUUUUACAUGCCGCCUCACUGGGAAUGUGGGGGUUUCACGACCGGGACCUGGUGUUACGGAAAGCUCUCUAUACCAUGAUGAGGACGGGAGCCGAGAGGGAAGCCCUGAAGCGGAGGUGGAGGUGGCAGCAGACACAGCAGAAUAAGGAGUCAGGGCUGGUGUACACGGAGGAGGAGUGGGAGCGGGAGUGGACGGAGCUGCUGAAGCUGGCCUCCAGUGAGCCGCGCACACACUUCAGCAAGAACGGCGGCACAGGCGGGGGUGUGGACAACUCCGAGGACCCCGUGUAUGAGAGCCUGGAAGAGUUCCACGUUUUUGUCCUAGCCCAUAUAUUAAGAAGACCCAUCGUUGUUGUGGCAGAUACCAUGUUAAGAGACUCAGGUGGAGAAGCGUUCGCACCCAUCCCAUUCGGAGGGAUCUACCUGCCCUUGGAGGUCCCUCCCAACAGAUGCCACUGCUCGCCUCUGGUUCUGGCCUAUGAUCAAGCACAUUUCUCUGCUCUCGUGUCCAUGGAACAGAGAGACCAGCAGAGAGAACAAGCCGUGAUCCCCCUGACGGAUUCUGAGCACAAGCUGCUGCCUCUGCACUUUGCAGUGGACCCUGGCAAGGACUGGGAGUGGGGGAAAGAUGACAACGAUAACGCCCGGCUGGCCCACCUUAUCCUGUCGCUAGAAGCCAAGCUGAACCUUCUGCACAGCUACAUGAAUGUGACAUGGAUCCGGAUCCCCUCCGAGACACGGGCGCCCCUGGCACAGCCGGAGUCUCCCACGGCCUCGGCAGGGGAGGACGUGCAGUCCCUGGCCGACUCGCUGGACUCGGACCGCGACUCGGUGUGCAGCAAUUCCAACAGCAACAACGGCAAGAACGGCAAGGACAAGGAGAAGGAGAAGCAGCGCAAGGAGAAGGACAAGACGCGCGCCGACUCCGUGGCCAACAAGCUGGGCAGCUUCAGCAAGACGCUGGGCAUCAAGCUGAAGAAAAACAUGGGCGGUCUCGGCGGCCUGGUGCACGGCAAGAUGGGCCGCGCCAACUCCGCCAACGGCAAGAACGGGGACUCGGCAGAGCGGGGCAAGGAGAAGAAGGCCAAGUCGCGCAAGGGCAGCAAGGAGGAGUCGGGUGCGUCGGCAAGCACGUCGCCCUCGGAGAAGACCACGCCGUCGCCCACGGACAAGGCGGCGGGCGCGUCGCCGGCGGAGAAGGGCGGCGGGCCGCGGGGCGACGCCUGGAAGUACAGCACGGACGUGAAGCUGAGCCUCAACAUCCUGCGCGCCGCCAUGCAGGGCGAGCGCAAGUUCAUCUUCGCCGGCCUGCUGCUUACCAGCCACCGGCACCAGUUCCACGAGGAGAUGAUCGGCUACUACCUGACCAGCGCGCAGGAGCGCUUCAGCGCCGAGCAGGAGCAGCGGCGCCGCGACGCGGCCACUGCCGCCGCCGCCGCCGCCGCCGCCGCCUCCUCCUCCACGGCCAAGCGGCCAGCGCGCAGACCGGAGACGGAGGGCGCGCCGGUCCCGGAGCGCGCCUCUCCGGGCCCGCCCACGCAGCUGGUGCUCAAGCUCAAGGAGAGGCCGAGCCCCGCCCGCGGCGGCGGCGGCGCGGCGGCGGCGGCGCACGGCCCUCCCCGGCUAGGCGCGCGGCGUGCGGCAGCCAGGUACCGAUCCUCCGGCCGCAGCCCCCCGGCGCCAGCGCGCCAGAGCGUCAUCCACGUGCAGGCGUCGGGCGCGCGGGACGAGGCGUGCGCGCCGGUCGUGGGGGCGCUGCGGCCGUGCGCCACGUACCCGCAGCAGAACCGCUCGCUGUCGUCGCAGAGCUACAGCCCGGCGCGCGCCGCCGCCCUGCGCACCGUGAACACGGUCGAGUCGCUGGCGCGCGCGGUGCCCGGGGCCUUACCGGGCGCGGCGGGCCCGGCGGGGGCGGCAGAGCACAAGUCGCAGACCUACACCAACGGCUUCGGCGCCGCGCGCGACGGCCUGGAGUUCGCCGACGCCGACGCGCCAACCGCGCGCUCGAACGGUGAGUGCGGCCGUGGCGGCCCGGGGCCGGCGCAGCGGCGCUGCCAGCGCGAGAACUGUGCGUUCUACGGGCGCGCCGAGACCGAGCACUACUGCUCCUACUGCUACCGCGAGGAGCUGCGGCGGCGGCGCGAGGCGCGUGGGGCCCGGCCCUGAGCGGCGCGGCGCAGGCGGCGAGGUUCUACCUUCGAGGAUUUCUUUUCCAUUGUGUCGGUGUCUUUUUUACAUGCUCUGGUCCACCGGAAGGCCGGCGCCUCCUCUGUCAGUGCCGUGUACGUGUUUGGUCAAACGUUCCUAAUGGUGCCUGAACCUACACUGACGCCACUCAGGUAGUAGACGGAUAGGAAACAAGUCAUACUGUUGGAAGUGGGUGUGCUAGCCUAGCAUCUGCCUCGUACCUGUGGAAACUCAAUAGCCAUUGCAAGAGUAUUUUUGUUCCUCAGUAAGAAAUAAAGAAAUUCGCAGCCCUUUGUUUUUAGAAGGGAGUGUUUUACAUGCUUUUUUUGCUUUUUUUUUUUCUCCUAACCUAGCGAUGACCUCUUCCAGGUAGCGGUCCCCUGUGCGCGGUUGGUAGUACCCAGGGCUUAGAGUGAACGCGCACCCGGGGCUGCGGUGGAGGCUCCUCUGCGAGCUCCACUUGCCUCCCAUCCCGGGACCUAGGAGAAGGCGGGUACCUGGCCGCCAGCUGACGCCCUGGUGGUCACUGUAGCCCUUUAGAAACACACAGCUCCAUUUCAUAAGCCAAACCUCCUCCCCCAGCCCCGGCUCAAGCACCAUUCACACACUGCCAUCCAAGCCGCGGGGGGCCGUGGGAAGGGCACUUGGACCACCCGUCUCGCGGGCGCGGUUAGGUACAGCGAUGACUCCCAGUGCCGGGCAGCUCAGGUGACAGGAGCUUUCCAAAGACACCUAGGGUCCAAAAAGCAGGGUUCCCAUCUCACAAUUUGGAUUUGCCCAUAGAGGAGAAGAUAGGACAGCCUGCUCACAUUUCUCCUUUGAAGGCACUUCCACAGUGGACUGUCGCUGGAGGGCCCCUGGGCGAUGACCAUCGGUGCCCCGGGAGACAGCGAGGAAUUCACCCUUCGGUCACUGUGUAAGCCCCCACUAGGUUUCUGCUCUUUCCAAAGGGGAGGAGCUGGGGGAACCAGGAAGGAAGCCCACCCCAACACCUGCAUCUGUCUGGGUUCAGCCAGGUAAAGGGACUCACUGUGAUCGUGGCCCCUUCGUGGGGCAGGACGACCCUGCCUCCGUCUCGUGACACAAUGAGGGAGCAGCCCGAUCCCUGUGCGGUCUCUUUUUUGGUGCCUCCUACAUUUCUUGAGGGAAAAAAAAAAAAAAUGUGUCCUUAGCUACCCUGUUUUGAGCAGCAAUAUGCAGCCUCUUCCUUCCAAGAUUACCUCCGGAGAACACCAUUCUUGGCCAGGGACACUGAGGAGCUAAACCUGCCUCACUAAGGAACGAACUUGUUUCCAAGAAAUGAGGAUAAGAUGGGUAAAAUCCUCACUAACAAAAGAAUACUAUAAAACCUGUGAGAGCCUUAGAAUAGCUUCUAAUACUCCUAGGAAAGGAGAAAGCGCCUGGUUUUGCUGUGAGUGUAUCCUCAGAAAAAGCAGGAGGUCGACCAUCUCUUCACUGGAGCCAGCUUCUCCUCUAGAAACGAUGCUUUUUUCCCUAACUAAAGAGCAGCAAAAACAAACAAACAAAAAAGUGGGAGGGGAUUUUUUUUACUUGUUUGGAAAAUUAUAAUAAAACAAUUAUCUCCUGUGAGUAAUGCCUUUUUGCUUUUAAUUAUUCCACAGCAGGUGGAGUUUUCAGUAAUUUGUUCAAGUUUUGCAUAAGUGGUUCCUUAAAUCAAAAAUUAUUUAUUAAAUAGGAUCUUUAAGAAAUUUUUUGAAAGUUUUACUUUUCCUGCUGAACAAUAUUUUCAAUGUCUGGUGAUUACUGUACUAACAUUCACGUCCCUGAUAUUACUGGGAUUUCUUUUAUUACUCAGAAAACAAAAGUGGUUUUUAAAAAAUCUCAUGGAGAGGGUCUGUGGCAGCUUUCUGGACUGAUUCUUCGUGUCACGCUGAGCAGCCGCUUUGGCAUCCAAAGCUAUGGGGUCACAGGAAGUGUUGCUUCGGGUGUGGAUGCCAGCCACUCCUCAUGCCCCUCACUCCUAAAAGAUGGAGACACCCAACCUUAAAAAUGCUUCAGUGGUCCAUUCAGAAACCAAACUCGCAUGCACAAGAUGUCAAGGAGGCAUAAAGUCAACUCUUGUUUUUCUCAUUUCUUAAUGUAAAAACAGCCAACCAGAAGUUUCUAAAACUGGCUAUGCAAAUUCAGAUAUUUUCUUUCUCAUGAGAUCUGCCUGGUUUGUUUAAUUUAAAAAAAAAAAAAAAAAAAAACAGAAUAAAAACAGUCCGUUGUAAUACAGGAAAACCUUCCAAACCAGGCAGAGUACGUAAUUAUCAAAGCACCAGGACCUAUUCUACCCUUGCAUUUCAAAGUUACCUCCACCCAUCACCAUCUGAUGACAGAUGUGCCCUAAAUAAGAGCCUGAGAUAAAACCACUGGCUGCAUCCCGCGCCCCAGCUUCUCAGUACUUGGCCCCACCAGGCUGAGCGGAAGACACACGCUCCAGGCUGGUACAUUACCACUCAGUCCACAUGACUUAGGAAUAGGAUCUGAAUCCAUCCUUCCUCUAAACAGUAUUUUUAAAAAAAAGGGAGAGAGAGCCGAUAGUCAUAUUAAAUGUGCAGGCCCCAUGCACCGACAGCAUGCUCCUUGAGAAGAGCUGUUUAGACCUCGUCCCUGGCCAGAGACCAACUUCAUCAGGCUGGCCAGGAACUAUUAAAAACUGUGUUGACUGCAUGUGGGCCAAGGGCUUCCCUCAUAUUCCAUGGCAUGAGGGCCCUUUGUGGAGCAGGGAGAAAGGGAAGAAGGUGAGUCCCCCUGGGGUGUAUGGCCCUGCUGUCGUCGCUGACCCUGCCUGAGAGCAGCCUUCCCCUCCUGAUCUGGCCACACUUCCCUUUCUAGGAAGGACAGGUGUCUCCAAGGGACUGCAGGUUUCCAGAGGAUCCCAGAUACUUCUAAACCCCUGUGAAGGUUACUUCAGAAAUUUACAUUUCCUGCACAUUUGUUACCUGGGUAAAUGAUUUUUUUAAUAUAUUGUUAAGGGAAGGUGUUUUUCAGUGUAUUCUGUUUGUAGAUUUUAUGCUGUGUUACGUUGAAAUUUUACAAGCCAAGUUUAAACUAUACUAUAAAAAUUAUUUUUGUAUUAUUUUCAGAACAUGCCACAGAGCAAUAUUUUGCACCCUUUAUUGUCACAGGGUUGUCCCUUAGAAGGGUAACUGGAGGUGGGAAGGAGCUCCACUCUGGGCUCCGGGGGUUAAACGCUUUUUGCUGCUUGUUCGAAUACCUUCUGAAAGUGGGUAUGUAUAAAUGUCUGUUUUUAUUGAAAGCUUGAUUUCCUUUUUUUCUGUUCAUGGAUUCUGGUACUGCACCUUUCCUCUUAAAUGAAUACUUUGUAUUCACUAAAUUACUGUGGACCUUUUCUUACCUAUUACCACCCAGUGGCAUUUGAAUCUAUUACUUUACAAAUUGAAUGUUUUUCCAAAUGAUUUAAUUUCCUCAUUCUCAUAGCUUACUGUCAAGAAUUGGGUGGCUGAAGAUAAAAGGACUCUCCAUGCCCCCCAGGUGCACACCUCAGGGUGUGGACAUCCUCCAUGCAGCGCCCGCCCUGUCUCUGAGGAGGGGUCAUGGGUCCAUCGCCCACCCCCACCUCCCCCCACUUAAUAUCCACAAACUUAUUUUGCAAACCAUUCUACUUUGCAAAAAUAAACUUAACCUAGCAAAAUAUAGUUCACAUUAGUUAAGAUAAAAGGGCUGUACUUAUCAAUGGUGGGAAAUUUGUGCAAGAAAAAAACAAAGACUUUUCCAAAUCCGUGUGUGUAAGUUCCAUUCCAUGUGGGUCUUUUAUUUACUAAGAGACUUGGAGUAAAAGCUGGAGGCAUCUGCUGUAUGUUUGGGGCUCCUUUCUUUAUGACAAGAUUCUUUUUCUCCUCAUCUUGGUGUGGACUUCACAAAUUAAGUUUCCCCAGUGUUCUAUCCUUUAUCUUCAGUGCUUCUAAUAAACAAGAAGAAAUGUGUUUCCAUGACUGAGCGAGCCCUGUGGGGUCAAGCAGACCUUACCAGCUCUGGCUUCAUCCUCACUGGGCUGCAGAGGCGGCCCCUGCUCUAGUUGAGUCUGGUUCUGCUGCCAGCUGAGGACAGACACACCAUAUGAAGGGCCCAGAGGUAGCUGGCAUGUCAGGGAGCAGGUAUCCCCUUCCAAAACGCCUUAAAGUGAUGGCUCUUUGGAGACCUGAGGCACCACCUUCACAUUUGCUCCUGACUCAAAACUCUGGCCCGUUUUAGUGUGGCUGGCCAGGGCAGUGACCAGCGCUCAGCUUUGUUCUUGUGUCAUUCAACUCCACCCCGCUGCCCGUGUCCUCUCCACAGCUCUGGGUCUGUUGGCCCAGAGUGUAUUUCUGCCAGUGCUGCCUCACUGACUCAGGAGUGGGUCCUGGAUAGUUCAUGAUGGAGAGGCCAGCACAUGCCAUGGGGAGAGCCCCCCACACUUACCCCGGGAGGCCCUGCUGCACAUCCAGGCUGGACCACUCUGCAAGCUUCUGUCGUGAAAGACAGGUAUGGGCACUGUGCAGAUUGGCCUGUUAGCAGUUAUGCAGGUCCCUUCUUUUCCAAAAGAUCUAUUCUUCUUCCCACUGCACCCCAGCAGAAAAGAGCUAGGGAGAUGCCCUGCAGGGACCCCCGGGAACAACAGGUAUGUGCAGUCUGCGCAGUAUGAAGAACUUGGCCCCACCAGGCUGAGCGGAAGACACACGUCAUUGCAGAACAGCACUGAAGCCAUCAUCUCCAACCAUGCUAGUAAUACUACUAUUUCUAUUUAUUUUGCCAAAUAGUUUGUUGAAAUUUGCAUUUUUGCUAUUUUUAUCUUGCCAAAAAAGGGGGCCUCACUAAUCCUAAUUAUGUACAUACAGAAUGAUGCACAUUGCUUAUAUCUUUUUAUUCCUCCCAAAGAGCAUCUCAAGGAUAUAUAUGUAUACACACACACAUUUGUUUAACGUAAGGUGAAGAGUGCCAUUUGGUUUUAAGAGUAAAUAUAGGCCAAAUCUAUUCAAGACCAAAGCAACCUAUUAAUUUAAUGAGGACAAAUUAGUGAAACCAGCUGUUUUAGAAUUUAUCUACAGACACUGGAGUGCUACUUUAAAUGAAGAAACAGCUUCCCAUGGCAGAGGAAAAGUCAGGUCCUUACAAAGGCCUCUCCCACCCCAGUACUACUUCUGCCUGCUGCUCUGCCCUGGGACGUAGGCCUUCCUGCCAUUUCUAGUCACAGGCACCCUCCUGCCUCAGGGCCUUUGCACAUGUCAUUCCUUCUACCUGGAACAUUCUUCCCCAGAGAGCCACAUGGUUCACCCCUCACUACCUGCCAGUCUUUGCUCCAAUGUCACCUUUCAACAAGGCCUUCCCUGACUUCUUUAUUUAAAAUAACAACACACCCCACUCUCCCUCCCUACCCACCUCUCUGCAUCUUCUUCUUGUGCAUUUCUCACCAUCUGAGUGCUGCAGAUGUUAAUCAUUCAUCCAUUUAUUUGAUUCUCGCCUCCCUGUCUCCCAUAGACUGUAAGCUCCACGUGGGCAGGAACUUUCAUGUGUCUUGCUCAUCACUGUAUCCUGGUGCCUACAACAGUGCCUGAUACCUAUUAGGCACUGGAUAAGUAUUUGUUGAAAGAAGGAAAUGAAAUCAGUAAAUCGAAACCUAUUAAGAGGCCAGAAAGUGUCAAUUUCAGCUUUCAUCAAAUCUAGGUUCUAUUAUUGUGAGAACUUUAGUUGACCCAGUGACCUGGCUCCUGUGGGUACAAGAUGGCUAGAUAUGGCAUUGAGCAACACUGGGCAGCAGUGGUGGCUUCUGUCUGUGAACGCCUGCCCUGCCGCUAACCCGCACAGAUGUGAGGCUCGUUGUUCGCAGGGGAGCAUUUUGGAACCAGCUGGGAUGAAGACAGUUUUAGACGGGUAGCUCUAGUAGUCAGAUGCACAGUAGCGGGUUCCCGUCACUCCGUGAGGUCACUGUAGACCUGGACCAUUCCAGAGAAUCCUUUGUUCAUCAGUCUUUAGGUGUCUCCCAGUCCUUCCCAGUUCCACACGGGUGGCAGCAGAUGGCCCAGCCCAGGGAAAGUCCAUCUGACCAUUAGAAGGACUCAUCCUCCAGCGACCAAAGCAGGUUGCAGAGGAAGAGGAGCUUGUCACAAACAUUAACCAGCACAGGGCUGGGCAACUGCACUGACAAAUUUGGAAGCAGCAGGACCAGAGAGCCAAGGUCCCUGGGUAUCCCCAUUGGCCGCUGGUAGAGGUGCACUGGAAGGUCAGAGUCUUGACGCCACAGAGCCAAGCAACACACACCGCCUUGGGCCCAGGACCCAGUGCUGGCAGCUGGCCUCACCCACAGCAGGGAGGUGUGGGUCCUCCAGUGACCUUCCUGCCCCUGCCAGAUGAUUUUGACAACUACCUAACCUUGGUGUUUACUUCUAGGUCCUUUGGCCAAAUGCAUUUUCUUCUAAGAGUUGUUGGCAAAAUACUGUUACAAGCUUCUUAUGGGACUUUUGUCCUACUGUGACCUGGUUAAAGGCUUUGUCCUUCUCUUUAAUCCGCUUCUGUGGUUUUGCUGUCAUUUCUCUUGAUGCCAUAUUUUCAGGUCCUUCAUGGGAGGGGGCAUAAGGUCUCCAUCGUAACGUCCCCUCUGCAGCUGUCCAGCCAGCAGUGACUGGGCCCCUACAUGUGCGUUCCUGUGCUUGAAUUGUCAAAUAAACAGUGUCCCUUUCAUUGCCGCCCAAACAGACUGGAGGCCUGCUCCUGCCAGCACUCAGGGGGGGAGUGUGUGCUUCCCAAGAGCCUGCCCCCUUGGCCCAUGCAAACUUUCUCCAUGGCAGGUGUCCAUGGAGGUCUCCCAGGCCCUAUGGGCUGUCCAGCUCUUUGCGCACAUUCUUCCCGCUUGCAGGAAUGGAAACCAAACACCUGAUAUGGAAUGAUGACUUGGCAGCGGGGAGUGGGGCAGCUUGUCUCCACUAACUUAGGACCAAAACUAGGAAACUCACCAUGAGCAUGCUUUGGAGAUCAGCUGUGGCCUCGAGCCCCUGUACACGCAGAGGCAAGCCCCACCUCUGACAGAGCCAGUCACCAUUCAGCAGGAGCUUCGCUUCCCCGGGCCCACAGGUAGGAAAGGCUGGGCUCUUAGUCCUAUAAGUAAAGGCGCUGUUAGGAGCAAGGAGCAGGUUCAGCUGGGUCCACAGAGGAACUAAGCUCCUUAGUGACCCGUUACUGCCUCAUCUACGGAGUUUGAACUCCAUUCACCAUCACCUUUGAGAAUUUGGCCUUGUUUUAACUAAGGAUUGUUGAAGUAAAUUAUAACAAGGGACCAUCCUCACCCUGUGUUUGCUUUGUUCCAUUAAACAUGCGUUUGGCCUAAUGAAGUCAGUGAAUGUUCCUCUUUCUUUUUUGUUUUUUGGUUUCUUUGGUUUUUGGAUGACAUAUGUUGCUUUAUUUCUCCUUUUUUUUUUUUUUUUUUAUUACUGUGGACAAAGGAAAAUAAUGAGGCAAAAACAGGUCGUCAGUCACAUUACUUUGACCCAGUUGUGCAGAACCCCUUUUUACCUGCAGGUGUUAAUUCCAAUUCAAUGCAAAUAUCCUUUUCAAUCCGGUCCAUUCUUGGAGAAGAAACCCAUUGUAAGAGCUGUCUUCUGUGGUUGGGAUAUUACUUUGUAAAGUAUUAAAGCACUAAACCAAUUUUUGCAAUAUGUAGUAAAUCUUGCUUUCAUUUUGGAAAACUUCCAGUAAUGACUACUGCACUUUUUAUAGAAGAAUUGUAUUUAAUUUCUUUCUUUUAUGAAAGAUUAUUUCAAGUAAAAAUAGCUCUGUAAUCUGUGUGACAUGGCUUCUCCAUUACCUGACACAGAGAGAAGCUUUGAUGCCUACUCAAUAAAAUUAACAUGUUUGUAAA
Messenger RNA from Cercocebus atys (sooty mangabey), 23397 nucleotides. RefSeq names its product OTU deubiquitinase 7A (gene OTUD7A). Gene Ontology annotation, biological process: protein deubiquitination involved in ubiquitin-dependent protein catabolic process; protein K63-linked deubiquitination; protein K48-linked deubiquitination. Gene Ontology annotation, molecular function: cysteine-type deubiquitinase activity; zinc ion binding; DNA binding. Bases 12663 to 15518 code for a protein of 951 amino acids. The record is from RefSeq and is a predicted model, not a curated record. Lineage: Eukaryota; Metazoa; Chordata; Mammalia; Primates; Cercopithecidae. Gene Ontology annotation, cellular component: cytoplasm; nucleus. The transcript is spliced from 14 exons.